Molecule: messenger RNA, 4837 nt
Organism: Anastrepha obliqua
Lineage: Eukaryota; Metazoa; Arthropoda; Insecta; Diptera; Tephritidae
Gene: ena
Product: protein enabled
Exons: 9
Coding region: 32-3142 (1036 amino acids)
Molecular function (GO): SH3 domain binding
Source: RefSeq, a predicted model, not a curated record
UAAAUGCUCUAAAAAUUAUAAUUGUGAAAACAUGAAAAAGCUCUAUGCAAAAGCAUCAUUCAAAAGUAAAAAGCCCAGUCACAAACAUGCCAGCCAGGAUGUCCCCGAUGGUGGCAUAUACAUAAGCCAACCGCAACAUGGUCCAAUUAUACUUGCUUAUCAAAGCAGUCCCACACAGCAACAGCAACAACAUCCUGUUGAUAUGGAUAUGAGCACAACAACAAUGCGCAAAUUACAUAAAAGGCCUACCAUUGCCGGUGCACUGCCGCCUGCUCCGAACGCCGCAGUUGUCAAUAAUGAAGAUGAAUCAUUUUUCCCACUACCACCGUCGCGCACAUCCUCCUCUGGACCGUCGCUAUCCGCGAGCAAUCCCUCCAUCGUUUGUCCCUUUCAGCCAGACGAUGCGCACUACUAUUGCUCCAUACAGGAACUGCAACAGCUUAAUAUGCUUGAUCAUCGCCACCCGUAUUUUCAUCGUCAUCAGCAGCAUCAAUUGCUGAGCCCAUCCAAUUCAGCAGCAGUGGCAGCCGUAGCCGCAGCAACAACAUCCGCCUCGGCCGUUUCAUACUAUGAGCAUAAUAAACUAGUAUUGCAGCUUCCCAUGGCUACAACAAAGGCAAUGCCUGAUGCAUCGACAACACCAAUAACAACUUCAACUUCGCCUAUCUAUGAAGCACCACAAAUGAUCAACAAUGUAAAUGUCAACGGCGGCGCGCGUUCACUAGACUACGACUACAAUUGCCAUCCCCGUCGUUCCUUACGCUCAACCUUUGCUGCUGGUGGCAAUGAUGGUCAUAUUUUGGAUGACGAUGACCAUACUGAUUUUGUGGCAGCCGACAAGGGUAAAACUGCCGGCUUUGGUGCUUUGCCUAUUGUUGAAGCAGCGACAAGUACUAGACUGCUGGGUUCGUCGCCUCCCAGCGACGCAUCCGCGUCGCCGCUUUCUUCCUCGUUGUCGUUCAAUAAUUUACGCAAAUUGCAACACACGCACUCGAUGCCAUCAAUUCGCAUGAAGAACGACAGGUCAGAGGGAGGCAAUGAUGGCGACGAUAACAGUGUCGGAUUGCAACAAUUGCAUCAAUAUAGGAUGCAACAACUACAACAAAGACAUAAUGAACAAUAUCACCCUCAACCAACGCGUCAUAAUUCGGUCAAAGCGGAUUUAAUUAGUAAUUGCCCAACAACAGGCAACGCUAGAAAUGUUGAACAAAGUAUUAUUGGCGCCCGCGCCUCCGUUAUGGUAUACGAUGAUAACCAGAAACGGUGGUUACCGUCAGGCACCUCAUCCGGUCUCAGUAAAGUGCAGAUCUAUCACCAUCAACAGAACAACACAUUUCGCAUUGUUGGCCGCAAACUUCAGGAUCACGAAGUGGUGAUCAAUUGUUCCAUACUGAAGGGGCUCAAGUACAAUCAAGCCACGCCCACAUUUCAUCAAUGGCGUGAUUCGAAAUUUGUAUAUGGUUUGAACUUUUCCUCACAAAAUGAUGCGGAAGCAUUUGCCCGAGCAAUGGUGCACGCUUUGGAUGUGCUCAGCGGCCGAGUGGGUAACAAUCCCGUCAUGGGCGCUAUGGGUAUGGGCGGUCAACCUAUAAAUGGGAAUGGUUAUGAGGAGGAUAUGGGCUAUCGUACGAUGACUAGCGAGGAUGCGGCGAUUUUGCGACAGCAACAGCAAAUUACUGGACAAAUGACACCGUCUGCACAAACGCCAACUUCACAGACCAAUCAAAACAACAUACCACAGAGCCCACCGACACCGCAGGGACAUCAUCGCACCAGCAGAAAUUCCCUUAGCGCUCCAGCGGCUCCACAACCGCAGCAGAUGACAAUACCACAGCAACAGGCGCAGCCGACAUAUGGGCAGGCGGGGCAGUCGAACGGAUUGCAGCAACAGGCACAGAUACCGCCCGCUCCGGGCCAGCCACAGUACCACGCGCCACAGCAGAUGCAACAAGCUCCACAGGCUCCACAUGCCGUCUAUUCUGCACAACAGCUGGUAAAUACCGGCUAUCCGCCUCAAGCACAGUACCAGCCCAGCCACUUUAUGUUAUCUAAUUCUAAUCCGAACCUUAAUCUGCAUCAAUAUUCACAACAGCAACAGCCGCCUCCACAAUGUAUAUCGAGCGCGCCUCAGCCACCAAUGCCCCCACCGCAUCAGAAUGGUGUUGGUGGUGGAGGUGGCGGCAGCGGCGUCGGCGGACCAAUCUAUGUUUCUUCAUCGCAAUCGCAGCCAGCGCUGCCCACAUCCGUUAGCUCAAAUAGUGCCAUAUAUGGUGGCCAACCGAUUCAGAUGCAGCAUCAGCAACAACAACAACCAUCCCCAAGUGGAGUCAUGCAGAAUGGUGGGGGAGCUGCUGCACCUCCACCGCCUCCGCCACCACCGUUUGGGGCCGCUAGUGCUCCAGUUCCUCCAUUAAUGAGUGGUGGUGUACCUCCAGCACCAAUGCCACCACCGGCAACUAUAAAUCGUAGCGCACCACAAGCGCCUGCUGCGCCUCCUCCACCGCCGGCAACAGCUGCGGCGCCCCCACCACCUCCACCGCCACCAGCGGGAGGCGCGAUACCAUCCAAAAAGGAAGAUCCACAAGCCGAUCUCAUGGGCUCGCUGGCGGCUCAGUUGCAGCAGGCGAAGCUGAAGAAGAAUAAGCCCUCGGCGGCACCCACAGAGAACAGCGGAAGCAGCACCUCGAGCGGUGGCAGCGGUAAUUAUGGCACAAUCGGCCGCAGCUCGACAGGUAUGGCUUCCAUGAUGGAUGAAAUGGCUAAAACAUUGGCACGACGGCGCGCACAGGCUGAGAAGAAAGAGCCCGAAGCUGAGCCGGAAGUAAAGCAGCGUCCGUGGGAGAAGUCUAACACAUUGCCACACAAGCUGGGUUCCUCGUCAUCGAACACGAACUGCAAUGCUGCUUCAAACAAUACAUCGAACAGUGGUAGCGAAUCUCCGCGACCGAUGCGCAAACGUUUUGGCAGCGCCAGCGAAGAGACGAUACUUAAGCAGGUUAAUGGUGAUGGGCUGUCAUUGGCAUUAUCAAGCACUGAGCUGGACACACUAAAGGCUGAUAUACUGAAAGAGAUACGCUCUGAGAUUCAAAAGGUCAAACAAGAAAUUAUAGAAGUUAUAAAAUCCGAAUUCAAUAGAAGAUAAGAGCAGCAACAGUCUGGUACGAGCAGCGUUAGUAGCCGCCGAACGGUGAUCAAAAAAAUAUUUGUCGGUGAUAAAACGGAGUAGUAAGGUUACAAAAUAGGUGGAUGGUGUUAAAAUCCCUCGGCGACCUAUUUGUUUUAAUUUAUCUACAAACUGCAGAUAUAAAAAUGCAACUAACAUUCUUUUUUACAUAUUAAAUACGAACAUUUAAAUGGAAGCUAAAUACUUCCAUAAACAUGCAACAAAAAGAAAAUAAUAAUAAAAAAAAACUUGGUACGCAAGUUAUGAAAUUUUGGGAAUUACCAUUAUAUGUAGUAAUCUAGCGAUCAUAAAUCCGACAACAAUGGCAUUGAAAACACAACUGAAAACGAAUAAACAAUGAACUGAAUAUGUAUUGAAAAAUUUUAAAUGAUACAAAUUUAUUGUAGUAGUUAAAAAAUAACAGUGAAAAAGAAACCCCUAAAACACACUUGCUAAAAGUCCACGGUGUUCUCAUGCGUUAAUUUACAUACAUAUGCGCACACAGGCAUUUUUCUAUACGAACAAAAUGCAUGUCAGAUAUUUUUCACAUUGAACGAAAAAAAUACCAAUUGCAUAAAAUAUAUUCCGAAGGUAUAAAGAAGGAAUACACAUUUUCAAUAGGAAUGGAUUGCCAUAGUUCAAGUUACCAUCGCGCUGCGCAGGUGGAUACAGGCAAACGUUUCUAAUUUCGAAAAUAUCUUUCGAAGUUAACUCUUCGAGCAUAAAUUUAUAAUUUUUUUCGUAUUAGAUAAGAAGUAUUUCAAAGAUAUAAAAUAUUUAAAUGUAAUAUAUCGUUAAUCUAAAUACUAAAUUAAAAAAAAAAAACAAAUUUGGGAACAGAUCGUACGCUGUUUGCUGUAUUUAGGUAUAUUACAUUUGUUGUAAGCAUACAAUUUUAUUCUUAAACAAAAACUUUGACAAAGUAGUUUAAAUAUAUACAUACAUACACAGUUUUAGUAAAACACAUUUUUGGUUUUGUUUUGUUAUAAAUCGUACUUUACGGAAAACACUUUCAAAUAGGGAUCCAACCAAGUCCUUCGUACAAAAUUUACCGAAAUGUAUUAUUCCUGUAUAUUACUUCUCAUAAACCGAAAUAUGAAUAUUUUUCACAUCUAUAGUUCCUUAAUAUCUUCGCAGCAUCUUCAAUUUAAUUUAAUUUAAUUUAAAUUCAAAAUGUUUGAUUGUACUUCGAUAUGUGAAAAUUAAUUGCUGCAAAAAUCAUUACUUGCUUUUGAAAUUUUAAUUUUUUUUAAAUGAAGAAAAUACAUACAUACACCUGAAUGCAUACACAAAUUAAUUUAACAUAUGCACACAGCCAAAUUUCGUAUUAUACAUUUAUAUAUACAGAUGUGUGUCAAAUGUUUGUUUUGUAUACUUCUUUUUGUACACGUACACACCGCCUUGUGUGGGUUAUUUUUUAUCUAGCUUAUAUUUCUAUAUAUUCAUACAUAGUUAUAGGGUGAGUUAUGUGCAUUCGUGCGACCAUUCAUUAAUAUUGUCCCACAUAGAAAUAAACUCAAAAAUGUAAAGCAAAAACAAAAAAGUAUCAUAAAAACGAUUAUAUACAAGAAGAAGAGAACUGCUUUCUAAAUGUUACUAUUACUAUUAUAUAAUACACAAAAUAUGCUAAUAUUAUAUCAAAAGUGAAUAAAUAACAAUGAAAUCGUGCGUGAA